AUGGCCUCCAAUGGCACCCCGAAGCCUCCGCGCUCACCACAGUUCCCCCAAGCCAACGCACCCCGGGUUUGGUUCCUUACCAACGGCGCAUCCCCGAUCGCUAUCUCACUGGCGCGGAAGGUCCUCGAGCAUGGCGACUGUGUAGUCGCGGGCGUUUCGCCUCUAGAAUUUGAGAAAAACGAGGAUCGCAGCCUGGAGUUCAAGGAGUUCUUGGAAGAGGUGAAGCGGCUCGAGCGGUGGAGGGAGAAGCUGAGAGUCGUAGGGCUGGAUGGGAGGUGUGCAAUCGCACAAUGUCAAGCCGCCAUCGCAGAAGCCGUGCAAGCCUUCGGCAGGAUAGACGUCCUACUCGGCUGUUCCAGCGAAGCUGUCAUCGGCACAAUCGAAGAGUUAUCCCAAACCCCCCACACCCACUCCCUCGCACGCUCCCAACUCGAAACCACCUUCCACGCCUCCGCCAACAUCAUCACUGCCGUGCUUCCGCACAUGCGCUCCCGCCACAACGGCCACAUCAUAAUGCUGACCGGCAUAACCGGCCACCUCGGCACCCCAGGCCUCGGUCUCUACUGCGCCGCGCAGUGGGCCCUAGAAGGCUACUGCGACAGCCUGGCGUACGAAAUUGCGCCGUUCAACAUCAAGAUGACGAUCGUGCAGCCGAACCUCGAGGUCGGGGUGCUCGGGAACAGGAUUACGGCUGCGCCGGCGAUGGCGGAGUAUGCGCCCGAGGCUAAUCCGGCGCCGUUGGCGAGGGAGCUGUUGGGGGGCUUGCUGGAUCGGUUGACUGGGAGCGGGCAUGCGACUGCCGCGAGCCCUGGAGACGAUGGUGUCGAGGGUGAGGAUGAGAAUGAGGACGAGGACGCCGCUAUGGCGGACGCCGCUGCAGAAAGUCCCGCGACGAGCCCAGCAAACAUCUCACCGCUACCCUCAAACGCGCCGCACAAUCCCCUGCCCAGCGACCUUCUCUCCUCCGCCGCCCCACCAGCCCUCUAUCCGCACCUGCCUGCAGCCGUCAAAGCAGCCCUGAUAGCCGAGACCGUGCACGCGCUUGCCGCCAUCGGUGGACACGACAACCCGCCCGCGCGGCACAUUGUUGGCUUCGAGGGCGUCGCGAGUGUCAAGGAGAAGCUGAAGACGGUAAGCGAAGAGCUGGAGGACUUUAUCGAGGUUAGUGCGGGCGUGGAUAUCGGGAGGGGUGGGGAAGGGGGUGUGAUGUAG
Coniosporium apollinis CBS 100218 is the source of this 1212-nucleotide messenger RNA. RefSeq lists its product as uncharacterized. Lineage: Eukaryota; Fungi; Ascomycota; Dothideomycetes. The record is from RefSeq and is a predicted model, not a curated record. The coding region runs from base 1 to 1212 and encodes 403 amino acids. The transcript has 3 exons.